This is a messenger RNA of Rana temporaria (common frog), 1631 nucleotides long. It is a transcript of the gene BAALC, whose product is annotated as BAALC binder of MAP3K1 and KLF4. NCBI's taxonomy places the organism in Eukaryota, Metazoa, Chordata, Amphibia, Anura, Ranidae. Bases 532 to 999 code for a protein of 155 amino acids. The record is from RefSeq and is a predicted model, not a curated record. The transcript is spliced from 3 exons. Gene Ontology annotation, cellular component: cytoplasm.
GCACAAGAUGUGCUCUGCUACAUUUCAAGGAUGGGGGAAGCUACAAUCCGUCAAACUCCACCUUCCCCACGGUGUGCCCUGACAUAGGAACACAAAGAGAUGCUGCAUCCUCGUCGUAUCCAGAGGCUGCAGCAAGCAGCAGGGGAGACAGAGCGGUCCUCCUGCAUCUCCCAGCUACCCACGUCAGCAGAGCUCACUCCCAUCCAUCAGGGGGAGGCUCAUGUUUAUUAGUAAGAGAUCAUGCAUUAUGUGGAGGAGCAAAAGGGGGAAGAUGCAUGUCAAAGAAAGGCAUGCCAUGAAUAAUUACACUUUAUAGGCACAAGCCCCCCCUGAUCCAUCUCUGCAUCACUUUCCAGCAAUGACCAGCAUGCCGAUCUCAGUGCCUGCCUGCUGACUCGGCUCGGUGUUGCCUGGGCUCCCCUCGCCCACCCUGCAUCUCCAUCUGACAAAAUCCGUGCCGCAGCUGGAAAAGUGCGAAAGCUGCGUUUACAUUCCUGGAUCGCCCAGCCGCUGCGUCGUUUUAGGGUUGCGAUGGGCUGCGGAGGAAGCAGAGCCGACGCGAUAGAACCUCGCUAUUACGAGAGCUGGACGAGGGAGACGGAGUCCACCUGGUUGACCAGCACGGACACGGAAGUCCCCCCUUCGGGACUGGGGCAUGCGUGCCAGGAGGAGCACGGCUCAGCGGAGUCCGCCGUCAGGGACAAGAGAGGAUCGAUUCACCCCGGAAUUUUAGAAGAUGGAAAGUCCACUCAAACAUGUGUUACAGUGUCAUCCUCAAGCAAAGAAGGGCUUAAAAAAACGAGUUCAGGAACACAGUGUGGAAAACCAAAUGUCUACUCCACAGGAACAAAGACUCAGAAACAGAAGAGCGUAUGCAGAACUACAGAGGCCAAAAGAGACAGCAAACGGAUCCCUAAGAAAGAAGUGACAAUCAACUUAUCAAAAAACAUAAGGCAGAUGGAUACGGACGGGCGCAUUACAGAGAACUGCGUCAAUUAGUGCUGAUCAGAGGAACCCUAGAGGGACACUUUAAGAAUCGUUUGAGCACUUUCAUUACAGAGCUGAACGCCAUUGGGAGAACAGAAUCUUCAGAGAUUUAUCUAAUUAUCUUACAGAGGUGUUUUGGGCUCUUUUGCAAGUAGAUAUACGGAGUGGAUGUUAAAAAUGGAAAAUGAAAUAGAGGGCCUUGAAGGAAAAUCAUUCAACAGCAUUGGGAAGAUGGGAGUACGGCGCACCAUGGCUACAAUCAUAGACAAACUGAGGCACAUUGCAUAUCAUUAGGCUUCUAUAGAUCUUUGUAGUCAAAAGCUUCCUUCAGUGAGCGAAGGGGCGAUGCUCAGAAUUAUGCUAUCAGUAUGAAAAACAAAGCAUCUGAGACUUCUUCCUUUAAUAAAUCUUAUUUAUAUAUUCUGCUUUGCCGUGUCUUAGGGAAACAAUUGCCUGAUAACCAAAAGAGCGGUGCAAGUUUUAUAUUUUUACUAUAUUUAUUUUUGUUUUUGCUGCCCUUUUUGUUCCAGGAGUUAAUAGGAGAGCUUGGUAUUGUGAUUUGACUACUCCUGUAGGUUGCUGUGUAUUUCUCAAUGGCUUGAAUUCUGCAUGCAAUAAAUGACAACCUUGGACGCUAAGCCAAA